Molecule: messenger RNA, 1086 nt
Organism: Candidozyma duobushaemuli
Lineage: Eukaryota; Fungi; Ascomycota; Pichiomycetes; Serinales; Metschnikowiaceae
Exons: 1
Coding region: 1-1086 (361 amino acids)
Source: RefSeq, a predicted model, not a curated record
AUGGAUCGCAACUUCGUCUCAACUCAAGCAACAGACGACAGUCAGUUCUGUCACGCUGGUGAAAGAAACGCAUUCCAAGCCUUCCUUCGAUACCUUAUAGGGGAUGUGAUACUUGAAAGUCUUGCCUCUCUGGAUAUUAAAUUUACUGAGUCUUUCAAGUCGGACCUUUUUCAUUCCUUGAUUUACGAGACAACGACAGCAAAGUAUCUAAAUCACGAGAGAUCUGAUACAACGAAGUUUAUCGCUUCCUCACAGGAAUCUCUAGGAAUUCGAACAAAAGGUCACCAGGCUUUGAUGAAAGAUAUAGGGGCUGCAUUUGAAUCCUACUUGUCUAACGGCACAGAAAAUGCCAAAUGUGAGCUCCUUUUGGAUCUUUGCCGAACUCUUAUUCCGACUAUCGAAUUAAAGGUGAUCGACGAAGCUUUAGCCGCAUUGUAUCAACGCUUUGGGAUCCUGGGCCUCCACAACUAUCAGGCGUUGCUUCUAGAGACAUUUCCGACACACCAAUUUCACAACCGCUUCCGCGCGACAUACUUCGAGGAGAAGCCCAUCAUCGAUACGAACGGAAGUGUCUUUGCAGAGACAAAUGCUGGAAUAGAGUCUGCUCCCAGACGUUUUUCAGUCAAAGAUCCUCGAGUUCCUAGUUCUCAAUUUAAGCGUUUGCAAACGAAGUUGAGUCUUCUUUUAUUCAGAGAAGCAUAUAACGAGGCCGAGAAAGUACUCACUACCUUGCUCCGUAUUGCAAAUGAUCAUAGCCUGAACCCGUCAGGGCGGCUCAAUGAAUGUGAAUCGGACACAGUACACGGGAUGAGGAACAUCUUCGAGGGUGAUUCUAGGAACGCAAUGUUGCGUGCGUUAGAUUGCGAUUCCAAUUUCGAAUCGAAGUUUGGUUGGCUUCGACCACACCUCACAGCUGUUGCGGAAGAUCGACAAAUUGGUGAAGAAGUCAAAAGAUCUAAACCAGAGGCUAAAAAGAACGAAGCUGUCUCCACAGGAUAUAUUCCUAGAAAUAAUGUUGGAAAGAAGAGUCCCGUUCUCAAACUAUUGCCAGAAUCGAGCUUCAUGGCUAUGAGGGUACAGACGUGA